GUUUUGUGGUUCAUUUCACUUUGUUGACUUGUAAUAUAAUUCACUCGCCGCUGAAAAUGUAGAUCUUGGCUAUUUUGGGUGGUCACCAAAAUACAUUAAUGUGCAAGAAGUAUUCAGCCAAUAUACAUUUGUAAAAAUGAGGUUCAAGAAAACAUUUCUUAUUUAAAAAAAAAUAUGUUUAUAAUAAGCUGAAGAAAAACAACUCAAUACUGCUAACAUUGGAGAUAUUUGGUUUCCAACCAUUCCGUUGCUGUAGCGUGUGGCCCGUUCUUUAUGUUUUAGGUCACGUUGCUUUUAUGUAGGCCAAAGUUCUAGUCCAUCAUGUCAUAUUUUGUGUCCUCACCAUGGUUUUGGGGACCUGCACAUUGGGUGCAUUAGGCUAUAGCCUACCAAAGUUGAAUUUAUUGAUAGAUGUAGGCCUAAAAACACACAAACUGAAAAGUUGCUGAGUUGCAGUCUCCACACACCCUUGUUGACCACUAAAACCAUCAAAAUAUAGGGCUUAACGUGUAUAAGCUACUCCCAUAGCUCCAGACAUAACCUGCACAUACAUUUAAUACCUUUUUUCACUAAAUGUUAUAAAUGUAGUGUUAUAAAUGUUAUACAUGUUAUACAUGUGGUAAUAUCCGCAGAGAGAUUUCAAUAAAUUGAAUUUCUAUAUUUCAGUCGGUGAGUAAUUUCAUCCAUGUCUCGGAGGUAUCAGGCUAUGCAUUUAACUUGUUAAGGCGUUUUCCUUGUGAAAGGCCCUGUUUGGAAUUCGUCAUCAUUAAGGGACAUCAGGAAUAUUUUCGUGAGAAUAGAAUUGUUGCCCGCUAUAGAGGGCCUCUCGUAGAGACCUCCAGUUGGCCCUCAUUUACCUCCCCGGGCAGUCAGUGAUUCCCGUCGACUGCAAAUUGCGCUGAUAAAUAUGUAGCUAUACCCGCACUAAGUUCUUUCAGCUUUACCUUAGGGCCAACGCACCUAUACGUGACACCCCUUAUUUAUUUAGAAUACUCUGUCCUUUUACACUGACACGUGCGCACAUGCUACAAGCAGCAAGCUCCCUUUACAUACAGAGAUUGCCUCGAGCGCUGAGGCGAGCGAACUGUGCAGCGCGGACGUUCUUUGGUUCUAGAUGGUCAUGGUGAGAACGCAGGUCAAACAGAAAGACGCUCUUCUCUCCAGCGGAAAUGAAAACUCCAGCCUGGGUUUUUGGAAGUGGGCCUUUCCUUGCGAAAAAGCGCACCGCUCUAUUAGUUUGGGUGUGAGAGGGGAAGGGAAGGGGGGAAAGUGUCAGUCAAGAACGCUUCAUUGCUCGAGGACAAUCCCUCGCGCAGGACCGGUCUGUUUCAAGAGCAAUCAGUCAAUCCGCAUUAAUUAUCCGCGCGCCCCCUCGGUAUAGGGUAGAUCGCGCUGGCACACGGACGAGAGAGAAAUGAGAAGAGAAAAUAAAAGAGUGUGUGUGCGUGUGCGUGUGUGUGUGUUAUGCUUUCUAUACACAUCGAGCAGGCGAGCACCCACCCAACCCCCCACCUUUUAAGUGAAAAAGAACCAAUACAAAUCAGGCAGUAAAGGGCUUUUUCUUGUCACUAAAUAAAUUAAAUGCAGAUUUCUGUUUUAAGUGCGGGACCCUUUUUGUGAAGCUAGGAACAUAAUUCUGUAUUGUCCCGUUGUCAUUAGUUUUAAAGACAACCGUGCUAGAGAAUGGAAUGGGAGCGUGAGGUUGGAAGGUGAUUUCUUCGGGGGAAAUCACAACGAUAUUAAUGAUUUUUUUUUAAUUGUAUCUGUAGAGGAAGGCGCCUCUGUUUAUCACUGAGCAUGCACCUCCUAACUCAAUGAAAGAAUGACAUUUAGGUUGAAUAGAAACUGCUGCCUAUAUAUCCGACAUUACAGUGGUUUUACGAAUGUAGUAUCUCACGGGCUUCGUCUGUUUUUAUCAGCCUAAUCGGCACUAUAUUUGGCACAUUUGGGGCGGCACAAGUUUGUCCUCGGAAUAUCGAUGAUCAGAUUUGGACCUUUCCCACUUGGCACAGACGUCAAUUCAACAUCUAUUCCACGUUGGUUCAACUUAAUUUAAUUGAAAAGACGUGGAAACAACGUUGAUUCAACCAGUGUGUGCCCAGUGGGUUUAGUCAAAGCGUAGAGAUCGUGUGUGUCUGUGGGGGAUGACGACGACUCCAACCCAUCGACAGGCCACUGGGGGUCAGGACCCAUGGAAUGCGGUGUGCAUAUGUAGGGUGCAGGGUGAGGGUGCAGGGUGAGCGAACGAUUCAGUUACGGAUUAUGCGCAAAAAUCUAUUAGUUUUUAUAUUAUUUUAUUUAUUAAUUAAUUUGUUGCAAUACAUAAAAUACUAAUUUCUAAGCUACAUUUAUUUGCAUUGCCGUUGUCCAGGACAGACAAUUUUGGAUGUUGUUUGAUACUGCUGGUCAGAUGUUGGGAUUGGGGUGUUUGUUGUGGUUUUACCAAAAGGAGAUUGAUUGAAUAAUGCAGAUAUCAAAAGUACAAAUCUAAUAUUUUUUUCUGUCUGUCUGCUCAUUAGAUCUACCCCAGAAAUGCAGAGAUAUCAGCUUUGUCUGGGAUUUUUAUGUUGUCUAAAUUAUGGUUUUGCAGUCAAUUAUAUCAUGAUUAUUUUAUGGGUACAUUACCUCUUUCUUUUUUUUAGCAGUUAGACCUAAGAACAUUUAUAACAUGUCAGUCAAAUGUCACCAGUGUUAUAACCUUGAGUAAUAAACUAUGAUAUUUUACAUACAUUUUCAUUACUAUUAUCAUUAGGCUAGUAUUAUUAACCUGUGUUUAAUCAGUUAAUUUAAUUAUGAAAUCCUUCACCAAUAAAGCAAUAUAGGACCGUUCUGAAUUACAAGAGAUUGGAUUUAGCCUAUUCUUAGAGAGAACAUGUUUCUAAAAAUGUUUCUCUGUCAUUAUUUUCCACCUUUAUUGAUAUAGACUAUUGUUUAUGUUUUCUUGUAGCAAACAAUGUAUGUAGCUAAUCCCAAUUCAUGGUAACAAGUAAACCAACACCCAUGUGAGGUGUCCUUGAACAGUUAUGGUAAUAAUCCAAUUUGCGAUUGUAAUUUAUUUAAAAACGGAAAUAUCCACUUACUUUAGCAUGGUUACUGAAUAGCUGCAAUAAAAACGUACACGAACGUUUUAGAAACACGGAUGUAUUGGACACGAGUCCAACGUUUUCUACCACAUAAUCACUCUCGCGCUCCAUCUCCGCGUGUUUCUUGGAAAAACAGCAUUUUCAUUUCCAAUAAGAGCUAAAUAGUUGUUUCCUGUCAUAGAAGCCAUUUUACCUUCCAUUUUCUCUAUGUAACGUUGUUAUUCCAUCGCAUUAAUCCGCAAUUCUAGCCUCUACGUUUAAUACAACAUGUAAUUUCCCCCUUUUUAACGUAUUCCCUUUGAUUUAGUCACUCUUGACACCACUUUUGCUCUGGGGCCAACGGGGUUCGCCGUGGGGGCGCCUUGAAACAGCCACUCCUUAUCUCCUUUCAUCAUUCAACCCGGGGCCGCCUUGAAACCGCAGGGCCAGUAAUUGCUUUUUUCAGUCAGCCCAGUGCGGACUGGCCAGCAGCCAAUCAGAGCCUUGUUUACACUUUGUGAUUGACAGCUCUCUGGCAACAUGCCAACCAAUCAGACACUUUACACAGACCGAAGGCUGGAGUUUUAACCCUUUACUUCCAGUUAAAACAAACUUGGAAUAUUAGCUUAUAGCUCAUGAUUUUUAGCAUGGAAAUAUGCAAGGCCAUAUCCUUCCUUCUUUAAUUAAAAACAUUUGUGAACUAUAAGCAAAACUAACCCGAGGACAGUACAAUUACAUUGUGAUUCGAUUUCCCUAAGUGUGUGUGCGUGUGUGUCAUGACAGUAAACAUAAACAGACACCAACGUUUUUACUUCCCCAGUAAUUUAGUCUAUUAGAAUCAAAUUUGACUUCCUCCUGCAUUUCUAUUGUUCUUUAGUUGUCUUUUAAGCUACUAUUUGGCCUAUAUUUAGCUUAUUUUACAAAUACAUAUUUGUAGGCAAUUCAUAAUAAAUGGGAUACUCAGGUGUAAGCCAUUUUAUUAUACGUGUUUAUUAAGGUUAUUAAGCAAGUUAUAGGCCUAAAUAAAUUAAAUUGGCCUGAUUAAACUGGUAAUUGAAAACGUUUGCCUAUUUCUGGUGACAUAAGUAAGGUCUAAGUGUGAAGCUUUGAAAAAAAAAACGUUAUUGUAAAAUAAUACAAAUAAAAACUGGGGCGGCAGGUAGCCUAGUGGUUAGAGCAUUGGGCCAGAAACCAAAAAGGUUGCUAGGUUGAAUCCCCGAGCUGACGAGGUAAAAUUCUGUCGUUCUGCCCAUGAACAAGACAGUUAACCCACUGUUCCUAGGCCGUCAUUGUAAAUAAGAAUUUGUCCUUAACUGACUUGCCUAGUUAAAUUAUCCAAAAGAAAAUAAUUGUUUUAACGUAGUUUGGUGAUUGACGUGUAGUUCAUGUGAUCACAAAAUAUUCUGUGGACUUUCUAGUGAUCAAAAGUCCUGUAUUUUCUGCUGUUCACUUACAGAGCUGUGCUGUGUUUUGAUGAUAUCUCCUGGCAUUUGCAUGCUACGCUCUGGAAAGGGCUAUGCUCUGGCAAGGGCUUAAAUCAAACGCCCGCCGUUUUGGUUUAGGAAUCCAGCAGCAUUCCUAUUGGUUCAGGGCAUCUUCCAAUCAGAGUUUCUGUUUAUCGCGGGGCGCGCCUCACGGACACGCUUCUCAUUGUAUUUAUCAAACCAAUGGGAGAGCGCGUUCCCCUACUGUCCCUCCUUCGCUCGUAGUUGAGUGGCACUAGCGGAUACAGUGGGAGAGUUUCUGUGUGGAUGUACGAGCUUAGAUUCACUAGAAGCCUGUACUUCUACGAUGCAUCUCUAUGCCUCAACUGCACACUACAAUCUGCAGACUAGGAUGUAACUAUUUCCACAUGUUUUCCUUUUUGUACGCCGCUUUUUUUCCUUUGUAUAUUUUUGUACAAUUUUUUUUAAUCAUUAAUUGUUAUGCAAGGAAUAACUUACCAAACAUGACCGGGACAUACUUUUUGGUGGGCAAGGCAAAUACUCGAAUGAGUUCAAGACGACCUAUCCGAAGUUCAUAAAAGGGAUUAUUGCAUCUAGGCAGCGUUCGAUGCUUCUGGCUUUUCCUCUGGAUUUGGGAUUUAUUGCUUCUCGACAGAAUGGAAAGCCGGGAUUUCGCUCCUCCACACCACCUCUUGACAGAGCGGGGCGCGUUGGUUCACCACGCCUCCUCUCGGAUAGCUUCUGGCGGCCGAGGCACCGUGCAGCACCCCGCUCACUUCCAGCCUGGAAAAUACUAUUCUUCUCACAUCGCCAUGGCCCCGCAUUCAGGUGCGUCGUUCAUGGGCUCGUUUCUGGCCAGCAGUUUGGGCUCUCCCCCGUCUCACCCUGCCUCCCCUUCCUCCCCCUCCUACAGGGGAGGACCUCACUCCAGUGCCUCCCCCAUCUGGUUCCCCCACUCACAUGAAGGGUAUCCCCGGUAUUCAGGAGGUCUGACUUCCCCCUUUCUUCCCAUGAGCCCCUUGGAUCACCAUAGCAACAGCAGCGUUCUCUACGGACAGCACCGCUUCUACGACACUCAGAAAGAUCAUUUCUACUUGCGAAGCCUGCCGUCCCAGCCCCCUCUUCUCUCAACCAAUCACAGCCUUCCGCCACUGUCUAGGACUGCCCCCGGACAUCCUCUGGGGUCCUGCAGCAGAGAAACAGACUCUGGGGGAGGAGGAGGUGGAGGGGGUCUCCAAAAGAGCUCCAAGGAACUGGGGAUGGUGGAAAAGAGUGUGUCGAAAGAGAGAUCCAGCAGCAAAGAGAGACACCAGGAGAGCAAAGAGAGACAUCAUCAUCACCACCAUCAACAUCAGCCUCAUCCGUUCUCUCAACCCCACUCCCUCCCCACUCACAUGGGUGAGGAGGACCACAGACACAAAACCCCCAACCUGCCCACGGAAUACAGGGAUGACCCCGCAAACCAGGGCUCCAAACACAACUGUGUUCAACUUAGUAAACUAUCCAAUGGAGACUCUGUGUCCAAGGACGGGUCCCUGAACAGCUGUGGGAGUGGAGGGGGUAGCAGACCCCAGGGGAGUGGUAGUGGGGGGGUGAGGCGAUGCUCCAAUGAAGGGGGGGUGAGCGGGGAGAUGAGGAUAAGCGAAACUCUCCCCUCCUCCUCGUCAGACUGUCUGCGUCGAGCAGCCAUGAUGGGACCCCACAACCCCAAUGCCUUGGCUUCUUACUCCAUGCCCCCGCCCCCUCCUCCACCCCUACACAUGGGCCCUGCUGUGGGAGGGGGCUGGCUGCACCACCCUCAUCACCCCCAUCACCCUCACCCUGAGUUCUACUGCCCCCCUGCCCCCGCCCCACUCACCCUCACCCCUCCUAAAGACGGAGUAUCCGGGAGGGAGGUAAAAGUCUCUGGCCCAACGUACAUCCCCUCAGUCGGGCCUUUAGGGGACAUGGGGUCCCCUGACUCCCGUGGUGCUGGAGGAGGAGGAGGAGAUAAGGAUGGAAAAGGGGCAGAGAACAGCGGAGGAGGAAGAGGAGAAUCUAGUGAAAGUCUUCCUUCUCCUCUUCAUCCUCAUCCUGAUCGUCCUCAGUCUAGUAGCUGCCAGAGGAAGCCGUUGUCCCAGACUCAGCAGCCACAGCAGCAGCUGGGCUACUGCAAGGCAGACAAGCCCCCGGGCUGGAACCAGAACCACAACUACAACCAACACCACAGCCAGAACACCCAGCCCAACUCCCAGCCUCAGCCCCAUAACCCUAACCGCCAGUCUGGGCCUCGCUCUUGCAGCCUAGAGGCCUCUUCCUCCAGGGGAGACCUGGAGGUCCUAGAGGUCUACCGGGCCUCCCUGCCUCUGGAAGCCCAGAGUGCUCACCCCAGGGCUGGGCACCAAGAGACCAAGACUGGGCCCUACGCCAGCACCCCACCCUUCCGGGACUGUUCACACUCAGGUCCUCCUGAUGGAAAGGGGGGGUUGGGGGGGAGUGGAGGUGCCCAGAGAGAGGGACAGAAGGUUGCUAGGAUACUGCACCAGCGGCACAGUAGUCAUGGAAGCUGGUCGGGUUCUGAUGGAUCAGGGACUGAGAGGGGGAGAGAGGGGGGGAAGCAGAAUCAGAAUCAGAAGAGUGAGGGUGUUGUCAUGGGGUACGGGGGUCAAACUCCCCCCACGAUGCACCCCUGGGGGAUACCGAGGGGUCCCCAAGAGGGCGAGAGGAGGAUCUCCCCAUACACAGAGUCCUACCCAGAUAACAAGACUCAAAACCACCACGAUCAACAGCACUGUAAGACAGCACCUCAUCCAUCUCACCCUCACCCCUCCUCCCGCUCCUCCCCCCACCCAGAAGGAGAGAGCAGCGCCAUGAAGAACCUGAUGAACUACAGUUCCCAGCAGCCUUUGCUGCUCUCCCAGAGGAGUCUCUUCGGGGGGUUGGGCUGCCUGAAGCAGGGGGGCGAGAGGGGCGAGAAGGGGGGUAGAUCCAGCACCCCUCAGGACCACCCCAAACAGCCCCUACCCCCCAGGAGAGGGUCCACCAGCGAGGGGGAAAGGAUGGACGGAGGGGGGAGAGGUAGAAGGGAGGUGGGGGAGACACACGGGGAGGGGGAGGUACGACAGCCCCCUGUGGGUAUAGCUGUGGCAGUCGCCCGGCAGAGAGAGCCCCCCCAACACCCCUCAGACACCCCCCCAGGACACAGCCGACAGGGCAGGGUUCUGCCCAGUGUCAAAGGUGUGUCUCGGUCUGUCUACCCGCUGGGCCGGGAGGCAGAAGAGAGGAAGAGGAUGACUGAGGAGCGGCUGAGCCUUCAUCCCCUCGACCGAGAACUCCUCAUCAGGGAAAACCAGGAGAGAGGGGAGUUUGCCAGGAUCCACCCAUCCAGCAGUUGCCAUGGUGACCUGACCUCUCACCUUCUGGUGCCUGGCGGGGCCAGCCAAUUAGGUGGAGACCCUUCUGCUCACGCCCACCACCAUUGGAUGCAGCGGACUGGAAGUCCCUCCCUAUGGAUGGGCCAUUCAUAUGGUCUGAGCCAUGCUGCGCUGCACCAGAGUAUGGGCCCAGGGUUCGGUCCUGGCCUGCCCAGCCCCCUCCAGCCUGUCCUGCCUCUGUCCCAGGACCCCUCUGGCUCCCUGGUGGUCCUGCCCUCUGAGCCUGCACACCACCACCUGGAUGUGAUGGACCAGUCAGCUCUGUGGCCCUCGGUCUAUGGAGCCCGAGGCCCGUCCCCCCACAUGCAGCAUCACGCUGUUUACUCCCGUUCUCCGUUCCUACGACAACAGGAGCUCUAUGCCCUGCAGCACCACCACCAACAACAACAACACAGGGCCAUGGAGCACAUGCACCGACAACACACACUCUCACAGAGGAAGGCAGAGGAAACCACUAUCACCAUUGAUGACCGUCCUCUCCACGAGACCUCGAGAACCUCCCGUGCUGCUAAGCUCUUCUCCCACACCCCUCCUUCCAAGACUACCCCUCCCUCACAGGGGGUGUGUCCUAGCAGCCACCAAUCACCCUGCUGUCACUCCCCUUCCAGGAGACCACACCCCCAGAACCUUCUAAACCCCGCCCCCAGCCCUGCGGCUGCAGCCCCGAGAUCCCCAGCUCUAAGCCCCGCCCCCUCACACCUGUCAAAAGUAGUGGAGAGAGGGGAAAGAGGAGAGGGGCAGCCGCCUCAGGAUUACCCACAAUCCUUUGAGCCAGAUCUUCCACCAGGUUACACCUAUCCAGAAAUCGGCAUGCGUUACAAGGCUGGUCCUUCCCCAGAGGAGGCCCGAUUUGCUGAACAUGCUGAUCUGGAGGUGGAGCCAGCUGAACCCUGCCCUAAGCUCCGCCCACACACCACAAGGAUUGUGGAGAAUGAGGAUGCGGAAAAAGAGAAGAAGGAGAACAGCUGCACAGUUGUAGAAUCUAGUGGAGUUGUAGAAAGGGAACGAGAAGGAGCAGAGGUGGAUGGGCAAUCAGUAUCUGAGCCCCCACUAUUUGGAGUGAAGACCCCUGAAAUGGUGCCUUGUCCUGCCCAAGUUUCAAACUCAUCCUCAACCCCAUCCCCAGACUCAGUUCCAGCUCCAGCCCCAGUCUCUGCUUCUGAGGAUGCCCAGAAAGGAGAGGUCUUUGUGGGCAGCCUGGCUCAGCCAGCUGGCUUGAGAGACUCACAACCAGCAGAGAAGAAGAAAGAGGAGGAGAAGGAGGAAAGUUCAGUAGAGUUGAAAGAUAACCACAUACCAGAUUGUACUGUUUCCCUGGAACUAACUAUACAUGGGGAGAAGGAGGAGAGAGAGAAGUGUAAGGAGGAGAAGGUAGAGAAGGAUGAGAGAGAGAAGAGUAAGGAGGAGGAGGUAGAGGAGGAGGAGAGAGAGAAGAGUAAGGAGGAGGAGGUAGAGGAGAAGGAGGAGAGAGAGAAGGGUAAGGAGGUAGAGGAGAAGGAGGAGAGAGAGAAGAGGGAGGAGGUAGAGGAGAAUGAGGAGAGAGAGAAGAGUAAGGAGGAGGAGGUAGAGGAGAAGGAGGAGAGAGAGAAGGGUAAGAAGGAGGAGAACGUAGAGGAGAAGGAAGGGGGUAGAAGGAGUCAGAGUGAAGCCUCUGUGGAGUUACUAAGCAGCCCCCAGAAUUCUCCAGCCCCAACCCCAACCCCAACCCCAACCCCAGCCCCAACCCCAGCCCCAACCCCAACCCCAACCCCAACCCCAACCCCAGCCCCAACCCAAGCCCCAACCCCAACCCCAACCCCAACCCCAACCCCAACCCCAGCCCCAACCCCAACCCAAGCCCCAACCCAAGCCCCAACCCCAACCCCAGCCCCAACCCAAGCCCCAACCCCAGCCCCAACCCAAGCCCCAACCCCAACUCCAGCACCGUCCUCUACCCUCAGUGAUGAUCCCUGCAUCUGGAGUCUGGAGCUUCUCAUCGCUGCGGCGCUGUGUGCCACUCGGGAUGACCGCUACCCCGCUAUGCUCCCCUCCACCACACCGCUGCCUGCCCCACGCCCACUCCCACACCGAGGCAUGGAGAUACUGGGAGAGUUGGCUGAGCUGGGGAUACUGCAGAGGAACAGGGAGAAGGAGAGAGAGACAGGAGGAGAGGACGUUUUGACCUUUGAUCUUAGUAGCCUGGCGACCCUGGCUGCGGCUCGCAGUCUGGAGCUUGGGGGAGGAGCUCCAGGGAGGGGGGAGGGGAAACACUGUCCCAUCAAGAGGACCUUCAACCUGCGGCGGAAAUGCAGCUGGACGCCUCGCCACGAGCCGGUGUGUCCGGUGAAGGGUGUCAUGGAGACGGUGGAUGGGGCGGAGCUAGCGAUACGAGUCCAGCUAGCGGAGAUCCAGAGACGUUACAAAGAGAAACAGAGAGAACUGACAAAGCUGCAGAGAAAACAUGACCGCCAGAAAGCAGAGACCUCUCACAGCCCUGCUCGCAGAGGGCCCGGUCGCCCCCGGAAACGCAAGUCUACCUCCGGUCCCAGCGCCUCAGACGGCCCCAAGAGACUCAGGGUGGAGGAUUAUGAAGCAGAAGGGGGUGGAGAGAAGCGGAGGAAGACGAUGACUAAUCAUGGCUUCCUCACGAGGAGGAGAGGUCGUCCCAGCCUGAGCUCCCGACUAGCACGGAGGGUGACCCAGCUGAAGCAGAAGGUUGUGGCCCAGAGAGGUGCACCGUCAGGGGGCAUGCACCGCCGCAGACGGGACCCUAGACCUGGAUCCCAUGCAAACUGCAGAGAGAGUGACACAGCAGCCGAUACAUCCAGUAACCAGCAGGACUGGGUGCCCAAUCAGAGGGUGAGGAGAAAGAGAGGUCGGCCAAGGGUCAAACUGGGCGGACCUUCGACCAGAGUCCUCCUCGGAGGAGGUGUGGCCUCUGUGAAGCAGGAAAUUAACGAGGGGAAGAGCAACAGCGAGAGCUCAGGCCAGGAGGAGGAAGAGGAGAGGCGCUAUGACAGCGACGAAGGAAUCAAUGACGUAAAUACAACGAUACCAUUCUCCAAAGACACGCCAACAAACUCUGCUGCGACUGGCCCAGCCGCUAAGCUUCAAGCCAAUCAGAAAGCCAGGAGCAAGGAGGAGAGGCAAGGUGAUGAUGUGAGCAUGCCCAGUGUGGCACUGAGGAGGAGAGGAGCCCCCUGCAGGCCGGGCCCUGCUACUGCAGAUGGGAGAUGCUCAGAGCUCCAGGAGCCACAAGGGGCUAGGAGAGAACCUGUACCCAGCUGGAGAGUCUCGUUAGUGGGCAACAGCCUCCAGGACAGCAGGGGGGUCCAGGGACCAGUGGCAGAGGCCAAGAGGAAGAUCUCGGGACAACAAAGCUAUCUGGGAAAGAGGAGAGGCUGCUGGCUGGAGACUGAGACCCAGAGAGAGGACACCACCAGGGGCAGGAGGAGCAGGAAGAAGCAGGCUAAGGGGCGUGCAGUGAGCCGGCUUCUGGAGAGCUUUGCGGCUGAUGAAGGAUUCCGAUUGGACGAGGAGAGCAGCUUCUCUGAGGGGGAGGAGGAAGACAUGGAGCAUACACCUCACACACACAGAGAACCAGCACUGCUUAACUGUGUGCUGAGCAGGGAGAUGCUGGUGGAUGGUCUGAAGGUGUUGAUAUCUAAGGAGGAUGAGCUGCUGUAUGCUGCCCGACUACACACUCUGGAGCUGCCUGACAUAUUCCGUGUAGUGAUCGAGGGGGAGAGAGGGAACAGGCCUAGGAUCUACUCUCUAGAACAGAUAUUACAAGAAGCGGUGUUGGACGUGCGGCCACAGACAGAGGCCAUCCUGACUGCUGGGACACGUGUGUGUGCCUACUGGAGCGAACGCUCCCGCUGUCUCUACCCUGGAAACGUCCACAGAGGAGUUCCGGGCGAGGAGGAAAAGGGCAGUGUGAUGGUGGAGUUUGAUGAUGGAGACAGAGGAAGGAUCUCCCUGCCCAACAUACGCCUGCUGCCCCGUGGGUACCAGAUACACUGUGCGGAGCCGUCUCCAGCCCUGCUCUCUACUGGACGUUGUGGUCGCAGAAGCUCCACCCAGGACAGUAGAGACAAGCCCACAGAGAGACCAAACAAUGAAGAGGCAGAAGGAAGGAGCCAGGAGAGGAGACCAGUUGGACGACCAAAAAAGGUCAAGCCAGAGGCCAAUAGUUCAGCCACGACAUCGUCAGAGAGAGUAACCGGGGGCAACACUUCCUCGAUAAGCUGGCCAGCGAAGAGACUUCCAGCGGACUUCUUCCUGUUUAACGGGACGUCCCGUAAAACCCACCGAGUGGGUCACCAGCGAGACUUGGGGGUGUUCCACCGCCCGGCCACAGACCCCCUCACCCCUCCCACACCCCUCAAGGGCAUCUUUAGUUCCCCCUUUGAGGUUGACUCUUUCAGUAGCAUCGCCAACGGUUACGCUGGAGCCUUCAGAAGCGGAACCCACCGGCCUGUUACCACAGUAACGCUAAGUGACUCUGUCGCCAUGACAACGGCACCCUCCAACAGGAAGUCAAGUGACAGGUACAGAAAACAGUUCCUGGUGAAGCUGGACCAUGAGGGCGUGACCUCGCCCAAAACAAAGAAUGGGAAAGCUCUGCUGCGUUUGGGGUGCGGCAGGGGGCACAAGGGUCCAUCUGCAGGGGCGGAGGGGGCACCUCUCAGGUACAUCCACCCUGCCCUGGUGGUGAAGGAGGGGGCACCUCUCAGGUACAUCCACCCUGCCCUGGUGGUGAAAGACAGAAAUAAAGGAGAAAGAAGAGGAGAGAGUGGAAUGUCCAAGUCUGAGCUGCUCCUGAAGGGGGCUCCAGCCCUCGGAAAGAGGCUCCCCUCGUCGGGUAUGGGGGGAGAGUUUGGUACUCUGGACUGCCCCAGUGACUGCCCUAGCUCUUACUCUGAGCUGGAUGAAGAUGAUGAUGAUGGAGAUGAAGACGUAGCACGGAGGAGAGCAGCAGCGGCGGGCGCAGGACGUUUCCUCUCCCGUCUCUCUGUUUGCUCCUCGUCCUCUUCCUCUUCCUCCUCUUCUGGCUCCCUCUCUUCUUCCUCCCUCUGUUCUUCCGACUCCUCUUACUCCUCUGAUGAAGAAGAAUCUUCAUCCCUCCUUCUCCGCCGAGCGCUGCUCCAACAGCAGAAACACAAACACAAACAGAGCUUGACGUCUAACACCUUAACCCCUGACCCCACCACAAAGCCCAACCCAAGCCCCGCCUCGGCAACACCACACUCCUACGUUGCAAAGGCAGCCAUGUCCGUCACCGGGGAGUCAAAGGUGAGAGGAAGUGAUAGAGGAGAGGACAGGAAGGAGUACACAUCAAAGGGGAGGACCAAUAGUAGCAGCAGCGCAUCCAAAAGCCAAACCAAGAGGAGAGGUGGACCCGCCUCCAACACACACACUCUGUCUCUCAACACACACACUCCGACCCCCAACACACACAACCCGGCCUCCCAGCCCAAACCUCCCAAGGACCACCCAGUAGAAAAGAGACAGAGGAUGUUGUCACCGAUCCCCCAUCCUAAUAUGUCCACCCUCCUGCCGGGUCGCCAGCUGUGGAAGUGGUCUGGAAAUCCCACACAGAGGCGUGGUCUGAAGGGUAAGGCCCGUAAGUUGUUCUACAAGGCGAUUGUGCGUGGUGGUGAGACGGUGCAUGUGGGGGAUUGUGCUGUGUUCCUGUCCCCCGGUCGGCCCCAGCUGCCCUACGUGGGGCGGGUGGAGAGCCUCUGGGAGUCCUGGUCCUCCAGCAUGGUGGUCAGGGUCAAGUGGUUCUACCAUCCCGAGGAGACGAGCCUGGGGAAGAGGCACCAUGACGGAAAGCAUGCUUUGUACCAGUCGAGCCAUGAGGAUGAGAACGAUGUCCAGACCAUCUCCCACUGCUGCCAGGUGCUCAGUCGCACCGAUUACGAGCACCUGAUUCGCCGACGAAAGCCAGGGGGUGGGGCCCAGGAUCUGUUUUACCUGGCAGGGACCUACGAGCCAACCACAGGCCAGCUGGUUAGCGCCGAGGGCGUGGCCAUCGUCCCCUAGCAACAACUAUGGAGUGUAAACAAAACAAAGCCUUAAAGAUGGCCGCCUCAUCUCUCCUGGAUGAAUCCAGGUACUGGCGUCGGUGUCAGUGAAGCAUGGUUCUGUCCAAAUCUAGAAGAGUUUGGAAACGAGGACCUACCUUGGUUCUAGUUCCUGCUGGUUCUGGAUCUUGGUUCUGGGUCCUAUCUGGGUGUGGACGAUCCCAAACCCAAAAGGGGAUAACAGCACUUCGGACCGCAGCACUGAAGUCAUCUGAUCUAAUGUGAUCUGAAGAGGGACUACAGUACUCUACUGACCUUCUGAAACAGACAGUGUCCUCACUACGUCUUGUCUCCAAGAGUUGUUUUACUGUCUGUCAUAGAGUCAAAAACUGUCAUAGACUGACUCUCUGGCAGUUUGUCAGACUGUCAUAGACUGACUCUCUGGCAGUUUGUCAGACUGUCAUAGACUGACACUCAGGCAGUUUGUCAGACUGUCAUAGACUGACACUCAGGCAGUUUGUCAGAGAGACUCCUGUGACUCUUACUAGGUUGUUGCUGUAAGUGAGAAUGUGAUGGGUUCACUUCUCAGUCUAGAGACCUGGUUAUAUAAGAGUUAUAUAGAAGACAUAAAAUAGAGACUGGGAAAGAGAGUGAGAGAGAGGGAGAGCGAGAGAGAGACUACACUGGUGGCUACACUGCUCUGAUGAUAAAUGAAUGGCGGCAGGAUUGAGAAAUCCCAAAAGGACCAAAAACACUGUAGUUCUGAAGUGUGUGUGAGAGAGAGUAUGUGCUGAGUGGUUGUAAUGGAUGCAUUUGGUACUUGAACAGCUGAGAGUAAAUAGUGCUUUAGUGAGUUUGCGUGUGUGUUUGCGUGUGUGUGUUUGCGUGUGUGUUUGUGUGUGUGUGCGUGCGUGCGUUGGUCUCUAGUCUAGACCUCACCAUGGAAACACCUAGAUGUCUUUAACACUCAAAAAGUAAACCUACUAAACCUAAAUCUAUGAAUAUUCAUAUAUCAAUGGAUUUACUAAGCGCUUCUUCUCUAGACAAAACAAGACAAAAAGGAUGAUUAUUUCUACAGUCAAGCCAUACACUUCAAUACCUCUCAUAUCCUCCUAUUCAGGUACAGCUGAAUGAUUUUUCUAUUUCAUUAAGUGUGUUGUACAGCAUUAUGUAUAAAGACUUUAAUAUUCAACUGGACAUAGUAUACAUAUAUAAUAUACAUGAAGAGAGAACUAUAUUCCUCUUUGUUGCUCUUUAUGUUGUUAUUUUUUCAAUGACUGUUGAAUAGUUCUUUUGGCUUAGGGGGAGGAGCUUUUAGACUUCUUCUCUUCCUGCACUGAGUACGUUGUGGAGAUGGGAUGGGGUCCAUGAGGGGUAAAGCUGUAAAUAUGCGACAGGGGAUGGGUUCAAGUCCCAUUUUGGGGGUUAGGGUGGAUUUAGUGACGGGGGAUGUUUUUAUAAAAAAAGUGGAAAAGGAUUUUUUUGUUCACAUCAUCAUUGGUCUGGUUUUGUAUAUUGUUCUUCUAGGUUUUAUUGUCUAUUAUAAUGUUGCUUAUUCUCCUGUGGGGGUUUCAAAUCUAGAUUUCUUUGUUUUUAGAAAUACUGGAAAGAGUUUUUUUCUAUUCGCUGAUCCUUAAAGAUCCAGACUAGAGAGUUCUAGAUGUUCUAUAUCUAUAUAUUCCUAGAGGAAAUCUAUGUAGGUAUUUAUCUGGCCUAAAAGAAAUACUAAACCAAAGCGCAUCUAUGUUUCGUUUCAUCACAUUAGAAUGCAAUAUGAAGAAAUAUAAAAAUAUUCAAUAAAAUCUGAAUUCGGGGAUCCCUGCAAUCAUAUUCAAGUAGUACACCUGGGUUCCCCCUCCUACCUGUUGGCAUAGGACAUGGUUUAACAUUCACCACCAUGUUGCCAUGGGAACACAGCAACUUUAUCUUCCUGCACGUAGCUUGGCUGUUGCACUUGAAGGCUCCAUGACAACCAUAUGACAUUGCAUGACUGUGAAGGACAAUCAGAGCCAAUCAAAAGAGGGGAAUGUCAAAAAAAAAAAAGAUUAAGGAUCCAAUCAAAAUUGUGCUUAAUCUUGUCACUUUUCUUCCUGCUUUGCCAAAAAUGUGUCCUUCUGUUUUAUUUUUAUUACACCUUCACCCUUUCCUGACAGUUAUACAUGCCUGGGAUGACUGUGUUUUCAGUGUUGGGGUUUUCACAAGGAGAACAUGAAUGCCUUUUCAUAUGAGACAUACAUCAACUGACUUUUAUAAACAACAUUGUUGCUGUAACACUACGACGCAAAAGCUUAAAAUAAAUUUAAUGUGAACAUCCAUGUUAUGUUACUUUUUGUAGGUCUUUAAACAAUAUUUUAAAAGCUGUAUUUUCUUGAAGAAACACUGGAUUCAGUUUUAAACAUCACAUUGGGUGAAGUGACAUCAUCUUUGCGCAACCUGUUUUGAGACCCACUGGAAACGACUUACUUUGUGGGGUUGAUAUAUAGUUUGUGACAGUUGUCUCAGUCAUCGUUGGAAAUAUGACUAAAAUAUUUCCCCUGUGUAAAAAACAAAGUUAUUUAUCUUAAUUUUAUUGCCUUUCUGUUGCAUUUCAUUAAUUAAAAAAUGCUUAAAAUGA
Molecule: messenger RNA, 16542 nt
Organism: Salmo salar (Atlantic salmon)
Lineage: Eukaryota; Metazoa; Chordata; Actinopteri; Salmoniformes; Salmonidae
Product: BAH and coiled-coil domain-containing protein 1
Molecular function (GO): chromatin binding
Source: RefSeq, a predicted model, not a curated record